AUGAGGGCGGAUCUCAGCACCAUCCAGCAGACGCUCACGCCGGAGGCGGCGGCGGCGCUGGCGCGGGCCAUCGACGAGGCCGCGCGCCGCCGGCACGGCCAGACCACGCCGCUCCACGUCGCCGCCGCGCUCCUCGCCGCGCCAGCGGGACUGCUGCGCCAGGCCUGCGCCCGCGCGGCCGCGGGGCCUGCCGGCGCCGCCGCCGCCGGUGCCGCCGGCGCGGCGCACCCGCUGCAGUGCCGGGCCCUCGAGCUCUGCUUCUCGGUGGCGCUCGACAGGCUGCCGGCCGCGGUCUCCGCCGCGGCGCAGGCGCAGGGCGCCGGCCCGCCCGUGUCCAACGCGCUCGUCGCCGCGCUCAAGCGCGCGCAGGCGCAGCAGCGCCGGGGCUGCCCCGAGGCCGCGCAGCAGCCGCUGCUCGCUGUCAAGGUCGAGCUCGAGCAGCUCGUGCUCUCCAUCCUCGACGACCCCUCCGUCAGCCGCGUCAUGCGCGAGGCCUCCUUCUCCUCCGCCGCCGUCAAGUCCACCAUCGAGCAGUCGCUCUCGUCGCCCUCGCCGCCGCCGCCGCCCCCCGCUGCAGCCACCCCGACGCUGGCCGGCACCACGCCCCUCUCCCCGUCCCCCUCUCCGCUCCCUCGCCUCGGCGCCGCCAACGCCUACAUCAACCCGCGCCUGGCGGCCGCCGGCGCCGGUGGCGGGGACGACGCGCGCAAGGUGCUCGACGUCAUGCUCAAGCCGGCGCGCCGGAACCCUGUGCUCGUGGGCGACGCGGGGCCGGACGCGGUGCUCAAGGAGGCGGUCAGGAGGAUCCCCACGGCCGGGUCCCCUGCCCUCGCCAGAGCCAAGGUCCUGCCGCUCGAGGCGGAGCUCACCAAGCACGCCGGCGACAAGGCAGCCAUGGCCGCGAGGAUCGGGGACCUGCCCGCGGUGGUCGAGAGGCUCCUCGCCGACCACGGCGCCGUGGUUCUUGAUCUUGGAGACCUCAAGUGGCUGGUGGACGGCCUGGCAGCCGCAGCGUCGGAAGGGGGCAAGGCGGUGGUGUCAGAGAUGGCGCGGCUGCUGAGGCGGUUCGGGAGUGGCAAGCUCUGGGCCGUCGGUACUGCCGCCUGCGCCACUUACCUCCGCUGCAAGGUCUACCACCCAACCAUGGAGGCCGAUUGGGACCUCCAAGCCGUGCCGAUCGCCCGUGGCGUGCCGCUCGCCGGCGCUGCUCUCAGGCCUGGAGGCACUGGACUUCUCGGCAACACGGUGGGGAUGUUAUCACCUACACUUCGGCCUAUGCCGGUGACACCAACAGCGCUCCGGUGGCCACCAGGGGCAGGGAGUGACCAGCCCCUCAUGGCAAAGCCGGCCAUGUGCCUCCUUUGCAAGGGUAGCUAUGAUCGUGAGCUCGUCAAACUUGCAGCGGAGCGGAAGGACAAGCCCGCAUCACGCCCUGAGGUAGCUAAGCCCGGUUUGCCACACUGGAUGCAGCCCAGCAGUGAUCAGCCACAGACCAAGGAGCAAGAGUUGAAAUGGAAGGAGACUGCCCAAGAGCUUGAGAAGAAAUGGCGUGAGACUUGCGCCCGUACCCACGGCACCCGUGCUGGAGCACCACCUCUCUCCAUGCCGUCGGCUGCCUUUGGCCCACGCCCGCCUGUUGAGCCCAAACUACAACUUGCCAGGGGUGCUGCUCCCACCCUUAAGAUGAACACCUAUUUGGAGAAGGCCGAGGACACCCCUACAUCCGAGCUUCGUAAGAGUCCGCCAGGCAGCCCAGUAAAGACCGACCUUGUGCUUGGUCCCUUGGAUCCUGGUGCUACUGUGGAUAAAAACCAGAAGGAAACUUACACGGACGGACUAACUGCCAUGCAAAAGGCUAAGAUUGCUGGAAUCUCUGAUAUCGAGUCGUUCAAGAGGCUCCUCAAGGGGCUUACAGAGAAGGUCAGCUGGCAAUCAGAUGCUGCUUCAGCAAUCGCUGCUGUUGUAAUACAAUGCAGAUCUGGCAGUGGGAAGCGGCGAAACAUCGGGACAAGGGGUGACAUGUGGCUCCUGUUUGUUGGUCCUGACCAAGCAGGCAAAAGGAAGAUGGUAAAUGCACUGUCCGAGCUGAUGGUAAACACCCAACCAGUGGUUGUAAACUUUGGUGGCGACUCCCGCCUGGGCAAGGAUGGUAAUGGACUCAAUGCAGGUUUCUGGGGGAAAACCUCACUUGACAGGGUCACUGAGGCAGUUCGGCAAAAUCCCUUCUCUGUUAUUGUUCUUGAGGGUAUUGAUAAAGUGGAUGCUGUUGUGCGGGCAAAGAUCAAGCGGGCAAUGGAGACUGGUCGCCUGCCAGACUCCCGGGGCCGUGAGGUAAGCCUUGGCAACGUCAUCUUUGUUCUCACCACAAAUUGGUUACCUGAAGAACUGAAGGGACCAAAAUUUGAAACAUUGCUGCAAGAUGAAGGAAGGAUGUUCGAGGUAGCUAACUCUAAUUGGCAGCUUGAGCUCUCUAUUGGGGACAAGCAGGUCAAGCACCGAGCAGAUUGGUUAUGUGAUGAUGCUCGCCCAGCGAAGGUAGCCAAAGAAUUAUCCGGUGGGCUAUCGCUUGACCUCAAUUUAGCAGUUGGGGCAUUGGAUGAUACUGAGAGCUCACGGAAUUCCAGCGAUCUCUCUGUGGAACAAGAACAGGAGAAAGGGCACCUUACAGUAAAGUGUAUAACACCAGCCCCUGAUUCUGAUAUAUUGAAUCUCGUUGAUGAUGCCAUCGUGUUCCGGCCAGUUGACUUUGGGCCAUUUAGGAAGAAUGUCACAGAUUGCAUAGCGGCAAAGUUUGAGUCACUCGUUGGGAGCAGCAACUCAUUCAGAAUCGAUGAAGAUGCCAUUGACCGGAUGGCUGGCAGCAUUUGGCUCGCUGAUGAGAAGCUUGAGGACUGGGCCCAGAAAGUGCUUAUGCCCAGUAUUGAACGAUUGUGGCGCAACAUGAAUCAUCACAAUGGCCGUGCUCUUGUCCGUCUUUCAGCAGUCGCGGACAAGGCAUUGCCAAGGUGGGGAGGGGGUAGAGAAGGGCUACCAGCAACGGUACCUAUUGCCAUUGAUGGCAUGUAGAGGGGAUUGGGGGGGAAGUACAUUCUUUGUAUGGUAGAUAUGUAAAUAUUGGGGAGAACUCCCUGUUAUAAGCUUGGGGAGGUUACUAUAUGAAGCACAUAGGGGGAAGGAAGAACAUCCUUUUGACUACCAAAUAGGCAAUGGAGGUUAUAGAUCUUAUAACAACAAAUGUGAUCUAUAGUUUUGAUAAUAUGUGUAGCUAUGUUCCUUGAAAAAACAAAAGGUUUCUCUUUUGCACUUCCUAAUGUUGCAGGGAGAUGGUGUAGUGUAGAGGAGGUAAAUAAUGAUGUAGCCGGUAGCCCUCAAUCAAACUCGAUUCGAGUCAGAUCAGUUUGUUGUCACUCGCAUAAACUAUUGAGUAUGCAUCAAGUGGCAAAUAGUUGGCAUGUGAAUACAUCAUUUUUAUUGCGAGCUC
This is a messenger RNA of Panicum virgatum (switchgrass), 3481 nucleotides long. Its product is annotated as protein SMAX1-like. The transcript is spliced from 3 exons. Lineage: Eukaryota; Viridiplantae; Streptophyta; Magnoliopsida; Poales; Poaceae. The record is from RefSeq and is a predicted model, not a curated record. The coding region runs from base 1 to 3066 and encodes 1021 amino acids. Gene Ontology annotation, molecular function: ATP binding; ATP hydrolysis activity.